CAAUCGCAACAACCCGUUUCGUCAAGACAAACCCAAAAUGGCCGAAUCAAGUGAAACGAAAACGGACGUUGUCGAAGAAGAAAAAGAAGAUGGUAGCGCACAGGAAAGCGAUUCCAAGGGUUUAGUAGCAGCACCAAAGUUUCUGUUUGGUCAAAACAUGGGACAGAGAGUGCAGCUAAAGAGACAAGCAGAUAAACAGUUGGACCCUGAUAGCAUAAAUGAAGAAGAUGAUGAAUCAAGUUCAGAAGAGGGAGGAAUUUUCUAAGGCAUCACCCAAUGUAUUAGCAAAGAGACCAAUAGCUGUACCCAGUAAUGAAUUUAAACCAGCUCUCAAGAUAAGGCCUAUGUCUAUCAGACCAGUUUUUUCAACAGCAGAAGAAUCAUGGGGUGAAUCAGCCAGCUGUAAGGUUCUUCUCCGACCAUCAAGCCUUCCUGGGCCUUUUAAGUUGAAAGCACCUAGUUUAACUGCCCCAGACACAAAAAGUCCCAGUCAGACAUCGAUACAAAAUGAGCCUGUUGAAAGUGUAGAAAACGGAACAGACAAAAUUUCUGAAAAACAGUCUGAACAGUUGGAGGCAAAGUCCAAGACAGUCGAGAAGAAAGAAAAUGGAAAAAAUUCAGAGGCGUUGACAAGUAAUUCAUCUACAUCUUCAAGUAAAGAAAACUUCUUCAUGAAAUUAGCCGAACCAGAAGCUUCAAACACCUGGGCAGGAACUCAGAUUGUUCCGGGUAAAAUUACGUCAACUGAAAAGCUAUUUACAACUAACAAGGAAAGCACAAGUAAAGAAAACUAUUGGACGCAGUGCAACUCCAUUCAAGCCAAAUCCUUGGAUGAUGUGAAGGAAGAAGCUGCUCCCAAAGUAAAUAGUUCUAGUGGUUUUGUUUUUGGCAGAAUGAUGAAUGAAAGAGUUUGUACCCCUAAAAAGAGGAAAAUAGAUGGUGAGGAGGAGGAGAGCAACAGGAGUAAAACGUCUCCUUCAUCUACGAAGAUCCUUAGUAAACUGGCUAAGUCAGAUAAUGAAGAGUCACAAGAUGAAAGCUCCGAAACUAAAGAUAUUGAUAGUCCGCCUGCUAAAUCAUUAGUAGAAAGUGCAAUUGCAUAUGAAGAAGCCAAAGAAAGCAACCGAUUAAAAUUAGAUGAAGUCCCUGUAGUAACUGGUGAAGAGAGUGAGGAGAAUGUUAUCCAAGCACAGUGUAAAUUAUUUCUGUUUGAACCAGAUAGUUAUUCAUGGCUUGAGAAAGGCCGUGGUACGCUACGCAUCAAUGAUCAAAGCCAGUCUUCAAAGGCACUCUCCUUCCAAUCUAGAAUAGGCGAGUAUAUUAGCAAUCUUCUUUUUGUCUUUUACUUGACCUUACUAUCUUUCUACCUAAGGUUUUGUUAA
Saccoglossus kowalevskii is the source of this 1382-nucleotide messenger RNA. RefSeq lists its product as uncharacterized. The record is from RefSeq and is a predicted model, not a curated record. Lineage: Eukaryota; Metazoa; Hemichordata; Enteropneusta; Harrimaniidae. Gene Ontology annotation, biological process: protein export from nucleus. Gene Ontology annotation, cellular component: nuclear pore.